CAGGCUGCGUUCGCCGUACAAAAGAUGGCUGUGCUGUAAACAAAAAAUAAAUAAAUAAAUGUCACGCCCCUUUUAGAGAAUAAUAAAAAAAAAGAAAAGAAAAAGAAGGAAAAAAAUCAAAUCUUUUUUUUUUUUUAUUAUUAUCCUUCUUCGCUAAUCGCUACAUAUAUUUAACAAGUUCGGGGUGUGUUUCACGUAAUUUUUUCCUCCGUGAUAUCGCUGUAACCACAGCCGCCUCCACCGCUGUGGUCGAUUGUCGAAGUCGUCACCGUUGUCAAUCUGAACACUGUCGUCGUCGUCAACCCGAACGUUGUCGCCAACCGGUGUCGUAUACUGCACGGGACCACUUACCAUCUCACAGAGUGUUCUUUGUCUUGUGCUGACCAGACGUCGGACACGACGACGCGCCGAACCCGAAUAGAAUAAAUAGAAAUAAGAAAAAAAAUGACUGAAUACAAACUGGUCGUCGUCGGUGCUGGCGGCGUCGGUAAAAGUGCCUUAACAAUACAGUUAAUACAGAACCACUUUGUGGAUGAGUAUGAUCCAACAAUUGAGGAUUCCUAUCGUAAACAAGUAGUAAUUGAUGGAGAAACAUGUCUACUCGAUAUUUUAGACACAGCUGGUCAAGAAGAAUAUAGUGCUAUGCGAGAUCAAUAUAUGAGAACCGGUGAAGGUUUUCUCCUUGUAUUUGCUAUUAAUAAUACUAAGUCAUUUGAAGAUAUCAGUAAUUACAGGGAACAAAUAAAACGAGUUAAAGAUGCAGAAGAUGUCCCAAUGGUCUUGGUAGGAAAUAAGUGUGAUUUACAAAGUAGAGCAAUAGAUGUUAAAGCAGCAUCUGAUUUAGCUAAACAAUAUGGUGUACCAUUUAUUGAAACAUCUGCUAAAACGAGACAAGGUGUCGAUGAAGCAUUUUACACUUUGGUCCGAGAAAUUAGGAAAGAUAAAGAACGAAGGUUGCGAGAAAAACGUAAACCAAAUCCAAGGAAACGCAAGCAUUGUUACCUCUUUUGAAUAUUAGUGAAACAAAUGGAAUUUUUUUUAUUUAAAUUAAAAAAAAAGGACCUAACAUAUGAAGUGUCCUCAUCAUAUUUUAACUAAUGCAAACACACUUUAGGCUCAGGAAAGUGUGUUUUCAUCAUUUAUAAUAUCGUUCAGUUAAAAGCAUGUAUUGAAUAUAUUUAUUUGAAUGAUAAAAAAAAAUAACUUUUGGAAUCCCGAUCAAUAGAAAUUAAUGUUCAAAGAAAGAACAUUAAACAGAGGACCCCUUUAACAAGCUGAUAUCUUGUUUUGAGAUCCAAUUUUAAUAUUGCUAUUUUUAUCAUCUUAUUAUUAAUAAAUUUUAAAAAAAAUAUU
This is a messenger RNA of Sipha flava (yellow sugarcane aphid), 1353 nucleotides long. It is a transcript of the gene Ras85D, whose product is annotated as GTPase HRas. The record is from RefSeq and is a predicted model, not a curated record. NCBI's taxonomy places the organism in Eukaryota, Metazoa, Arthropoda, Insecta, Hemiptera, Aphididae. Gene Ontology annotation, biological process: epidermal growth factor receptor signaling pathway; Ras protein signal transduction. The transcript is spliced from 7 exons. The coding region runs from base 445 to 1011 and encodes 188 amino acids. Gene Ontology annotation, molecular function: GTP binding; GDP binding; GTPase activity. Gene Ontology annotation, cellular component: plasma membrane.